Molecule: messenger RNA, 792 nt
Organism: Cuscuta epithymum
Lineage: Eukaryota; Viridiplantae; Streptophyta; Magnoliopsida; Solanales; Convolvulaceae
Source: the annotation of a GenBank genome assembly
UAUCAUUUGUCAAAACACAUUAAAAGUGACAUUUUUUUUAUUUUCUUAGACAUAUAUUCUCUUUAAAAUCAUUGUCUAAUGAAAAGCUCUCAGUGUGUAGGUAAACAGCUAGUUUGGAAUUGCUUCAAUCACGAUGUAAAACACAAAGUCAAAAAGAAAGAUGAAUUUUAGUACAUUAUACUAGGGAAAAGAUACUUUGGCCGUAAGGAAGAAUGGUUCUGAUUGAAUCUACUUAUCUACAUAUCCCACAAUACAUUCAAAAAAUAUAAUGGUGUCCCUAUUGAGGAAAAUCAGCACGCCUUUAACUACUCACAUCAUUAGGAGCUAAAGAGAGCACUCAUCUACAAGAAUCCUUUCAUAGUUUUUCUUUACACACAGGAAAAUGUUCUUCAGAUCCUGUAGAAGGUUACAAGACGGUCCGGUUGAUGUUGGUUCACAGGGGACGAUAGGAUCACUCUUAAACAGGGAAAUUGAACAUUUGACAAGGCCUAAAUCGGAGCACUCAAGUGAGUCAAUGACCUCGACAAAGUCUAAAACUCAUUCUUCAUGGCCCGGUUUCAUUUUCGUGAUGCUGAAAUGGAAAAAGAAGAAGAGAAGGGCAAGUGGAGGAGGAUUACUACUAGGUGUUUGCUCUCUGGUGGAUAAUGUCUCUACGGAUAGGCAUAUGUUGAAUGAAAUCCAAAGGUUUAGUUAUGUGAAUCUUAAGGCUGAUUCCAACCAGAUUUGAAUAUUUUGCUCUCAUCAGCUUUCUCUUAUUUUAUUAUAUAUCUCAUCAGAUUCAGACAUUGUCAG